This is a messenger RNA of Saccostrea cuccullata (small rock oyster), 1939 nucleotides long. Its product is annotated as 2-aminomuconic semialdehyde dehydrogenase-like. NCBI's taxonomy places the organism in Eukaryota, Metazoa, Mollusca, Bivalvia, Ostreida, Ostreidae. The transcript is spliced from 10 exons. The record is from RefSeq and is a predicted model, not a curated record. The coding region runs from base 11 to 1219 and encodes 402 amino acids. Gene Ontology annotation, molecular function: oxidoreductase activity, acting on the aldehyde or oxo group of donors, NAD or NADP as acceptor.
AAGUUGAAAAAUGGAGAAGGUGAUCGUGCAGAACUAUGUCAACGGAAAGUUUGUUCAGACGGAAAAAUAUAUCGAUAGUUUUGAUCCGUCAACAGGUGAAGUCUGGGCAAAGAUUCCAGAUAGUGGAGAGACAGAAGUAAACGAUGCCGUCACCGCUGCCAAGGCUGCGUUUCCAAAGUGGUCCAGCACUCCAGUUUUAGACAGAUCUAAACUCAUGCUGAGAAUUGCUGAUCUGAUUGAAGCGAGACAAAAUGAGUUUGCUGAACUGGAGUCAAGAGACCAGGGAAAGCCGGUGUGGUUAGCGAAAUCUGUUGACAUUCCACGCUUGAUGCACAAUUUCCGAAGCUAUGCCACAUCAGUUAUUCAUGAUGUGAACAGAUCUACAGUGAUGGAACCUGUGGGUGCCAUUAAUUACACUGUGAGGGAGGCAGUGGGUGUGGCCGGUCUUAUCAGUCCAUGGAACCUCCCCCUGUACCUCCUGUCAUUUAAGAUCGCCCCAGCCAUCGCCUGCGGUAACACUGUCGUCGCCAAACCCAGUGAGAUGACAUCAGUCACUGCAUGGAAGCUCUGCCAGAUAUUUGAGGAAGCAGGUGUGCCACCUGGAGUGAUUAAUAUUGUGUUUGGAGUUGGUCCCCGGGCAGGAGAAGCCCUCGUCAAACAUCCAGAUGUACCUCUGAUAUCAUUUACCGGCGGGACGGUUACUGCCAAAAGAAUCCGGGAAGCUGCCGCCCCUUACUGCAAAAAAUUCUCAUUGGAGCUUGGAGGAAAAAAUGCUGCAGUAAUUUUUGAUGAUGCUGACUUGGAGAAAUGUUUAUCAACUUCAAUUAGGUCAAGUUUCGCCAAUCAGGGAGAAAUUUGUCUUUGUACAAGCAGAAUUUAUGUUCAGAAGCAACUCUACCCAAAGUUUCUAGAGAAAUUUGUUACUGAAACCAAGAAAAUAAGGGUUGGUGAUCCAAGAAAUGAGAAAACAUUCAUGGGAGCUUUGAUAAGUAAAGAACAUUUGGCAAAGGUCAAAGGUUAUGUGGAUUUGGCCGAAAAAGAAGGAGCAACAAUUGCGUGUGGUAAAGAGGAUUUAAAACUGGAGGAGAGCAACAAGAAUGGAUAUUUUAUGAGACCCACUGUCAUUACUGAUGUGAAGGACGACUCUCGUCUGAUGAAAGAAGAAAUUUUUGGCCCAGUGACUUGUAUUGUGCCAUUUGACACAGAGGAAGAGGUAUGAAAAAGAAGCUAAUAUGGGGAGUAUGGCUUAUCUGCCACUGUCUGGACUGAGAAUGCAUCUCGACUUCACAGAGUCUCACAGUCUCUACAGGUCGGGACAGUGUGGGCUAACUGUUGGUUGGUGAGGGACCUGAACGUGCCCUUUGGAGGAGUCAAGAAUUCAGGUGUCGGAUUUGAGGGCAAUAUCGAUUCUCUUGAAUUUUUUACAAACCAGAAAACAAUCUGUGUGAAAUUAUAAAGAACAAAUAACUAAGUCAUGCUUCCUAAUUCAUAAUGUGAACUUAUGAAAACUCUAGGCAAUUUUUUAAUGCAAUCAAAGCCUGAGAUGAUUAAUUACAUUCUAAUUAACAGUAUUAUUGAUAGCUUUAAAAAAUUAAUUUCCCACUUCUGUAUGAUGUUACACUUAUUCGGAUUGCUACUUUUCAUUAUUUUGCAAAGGGUAAAAAUUUACAGCCCCUGCAGUAACUUUUAAGAAAGUUGAUAUUCUGUACAUAUAGAGUUAUGAUGUUGACUUCACAGACUUGUUGUAUACUUCAGCAGAUUCAAAUGUAUUAGAAUAACAAAACAAAAAUGUGGAAAUUUGAAACACCUGUGAAUUUAGAUCUCUAUACAAUAAGUGCUAUGUAAGACAUCACAGUGCUUUACAUUUUUUUUCACUUAUUUACAGCUGCUUUGUUUUGUUUAUUUGUUUGUGAUAUAUUUUAUAUUGAUGUAUUGUUUA